Molecule: messenger RNA, 1674 nt
Organism: Cylas formicarius (sweet potato weevil)
Lineage: Eukaryota; Metazoa; Arthropoda; Insecta; Coleoptera; Brentidae
Exons: 7
Coding region: 164-1150 (328 amino acids)
Source: RefSeq, a predicted model, not a curated record
UUCCAUUUGAAAAUCUUGAAAUUCGAGAAGGAAUUUCUUAAGAAAGUGACCUCUAUUUUAACCAAUGAUUUCAAAAAUGUCGAAAUAUAUAGGAUUACUCAUGAUGAAGCAUUAGUGCAUCAGAAAAUUGCAGGUCAAAGCGGGGCUGAAUUAUAGAAGAUUGAUGAGCGAUGGUGGGUUUUUAGGGCAGCUUCUUCUGCAGCAAGUGAGAUCUUCUCUAUAUGGAGUGACUUUCGCGAUGGCGCUCGUAUCUUCCAAUUGCGCCAUGUGCAAUUUAUUUGGCCGAGUGCAUUAUUACAACAUUGGAUUGGUGUCGGGCGUUAUAUCCGGCUUGGCUCUACUUAUCGAAACUGAGGAAAACAAAAACCUGGACGCUUUAAUUUUCGUCAAUAUGGUGCUCGAAUCUGCAUUCAGGAAUGGCGACCACUUCAACGUUUUCAAGCUGACACCGGCUCGCGAGGUUCUAGCCUUCGUGGUGAUAAGCGCCUUCCUGAUGCAGCUUUUACAGACCAGAAAUAUGGAUCUUCAGUUCACACACUUCUGGUUUUAUGUGCCGCUAAUGCCGAUACGGUCAGGCGAGGAUAUUCGGUGCGCUCAUCGACAUCAUUGCUUAAAGUACAUGGGUCAGGGGGUGGCUAAAUAUUUUGGACUAGGUUUCGCUUUAAGUAUUAUCAAGAAACUGAUACCAAAUCUGCUGCUACUGCACAGAGCACCAAGAAGAAUGAUCAGAAUACUCUUCAAUAAACACAAUGUUAGUUUUGGUGCCUUUAUGGGAGCCUAUGUGGGGUUAUAUCGGAUGAUAACGUGCACCCUCAUUAGACGUAAAGGUCCUCAUCGGAGGUAUUUGGGGUUAAUUGCGGGGUUGAUUUCCUCCACUGCUUACGCACUGUCCCCCAAUUUGCAAGUGUUGGUGGUCGGAAUAACCACAGUCCUCCAAUUGCUCUACCACAGCGUUGUGCGAAAGGCUGAACUGAUAUCCGGCGGUCUUCUUCGGCAAAUCAUUUUCAUGCUAUCCAACGGGUUGCUCAUGCAUAACGCCAUCUUGGCGAAACCAACGUGCCCUCGGUAUUACGCUAACAUGGUGGACGUCGUCUCCAACAAUUUGUUUUUGGAAGUUUACAAGAAAUUGGUAGUUCGUUUUGUCCCAUAAAUCUCGAAAAUUUGUCUUUACGCAAUGACGUAGUUCUAAAAACAAAAAAUAUUUCAAAACUUAAUCGUGAGGUCAUUUACUUACUUCCUGUUUGAUUUUUGAUGUUUUUAAUUAAGCACAUACACACACGGGUUUCUCUUGAAACUUGUUUGUUUUUAAGGAAAAGGUAAAUUUAAGUUUGUUGUAAGUACUGCCCAGGUUACGAACUGAAAAUGAUGAAGUUGAAACCUAACCUGGAGCUGAUACAAUUGUGCAGUUACGUCAUAGCGUAAUAUCUGCAUCAAGUUCAUUAUUGGAUGUCGUAAAUUGAUACAGAUAUAGUUUUGAUAUCCGCGUUAAAACAUACGGAUCAUUUUUGAUUACGUCGCCGAGACAUUGAAACAAAAUUGAUAAAUGGUACACCAGCUUCGUCUUAUUAGCGUAGUGAUGAUUUCUCUAAGGUUAAACCACCAGCAUCAUCACGACGGCUAAAGUUUUAAGCAUCUCCGUUGGUAAGCAUGCCAUAAGAAAGAGCAAACUGGGAC